This is a messenger RNA of Gallus gallus (chicken), 2710 nucleotides long. It is a transcript of the gene OXTR, whose product is annotated as oxytocin receptor. Gene Ontology annotation, biological process: female pregnancy; positive regulation of vasoconstriction; maternal process involved in parturition. Gene Ontology annotation, cellular component: membrane. The transcript is spliced from 2 exons. The record is from RefSeq and is marked validated. Bases 962 to 2137 code for a protein of 391 amino acids. Gene Ontology annotation, molecular function: oxytocin receptor activity; peptide binding; vasopressin receptor activity. NCBI's taxonomy places the organism in Eukaryota, Metazoa, Chordata, Aves, Galliformes, Phasianidae.
GCUCGGCGCUGCGCGGUGAAAAGGUGGCGGGGGGCCGCGCGUGGCCGCUGCUGCGGGGAAAGGGGCGCAGAGCUGCGGGUGUUCCUCCGCUCCGUGAGCAGCGCGCGGUGCUGCAGCCGUGCGGGGCAGCGAGCCCUGAGAAAACACUGCUGUGCCCCGCCGUGCGAGGGCUGAGAUCGGCACUGACGGCAAACGGUACCGAACGUAGCCGCGUAUUUUUUCCUUUCUAGCGGUGUUUUGGCAGUACUCGCGGAUAAUUCUCCUGAAAGAAAAACUCCUCGGGGGUCGCCGCCGCUCCGGCUGCCGGGCAGCACAGCGCGAGCAGCGGCACGCAGCUGCCAUCCGUCCCCCCGGAGGCGCGGGGACAGCCCCGGCGGAGAGCCCCGGCCGCGGCACCGCUUAGAGACGCGCCGCUCUUUUCCAGCGUCAGAGCCCAAAACCGCAGCUGAGGGCCGCCGCGCAGAGGGGAUCCUCCGACGGUCCCCCCGGGUGGAGCUCCGCGAGCGCGGGUCGGGGUCGGGGGGUGCGCGCCGUGGCGCUGCCGCUCCCUCUCGCGGCCGCUCCGAGCGGGCGGGACCCACAGGACCCACCCCGGUCCCAUCCGUGCCCGCGGGCGGGGCGGGACGGAGCCGGCCCCCUCCCCAUCCCCAUCCCUAUCCCCGCCCCGCCCGGGGCCGGGGUCCUCUCCGCGCUCCCUGCGCUGGAGCCGCGUGCGGCAGCGGCGGGGCCGGGGAUUGCCGGACGGACGGCGCUCCUCUGACGGCCCCCCCGCGUGCCGCUCCUCGCGCGUUGCUGUCGCGCCGGGGGCCGCGGGCUGCGGAUGCGGCGGGAGCCCGGGGAGGGGCCGGGAGGGGGCGGCUGCCGGGGGGCUCUCCGGGCACAGCCGCCUGGGAGGGACGCGGCGCUGCGGGGAGCGGGGCCGUGAGGGGCCGGGAGGCGCUCGGCUCUAUGCGGGGCGGCCAUGGAGAAGUUGUACCUGGCGGGGAGCGGCCUGUGGGCCAACGGCUCGCUGGGGAACGGCAGCCUGCAGCCCGAGGACAGGGCGGCCGCCAGGAACGGCACCGCGGACCCCCUGAAGCGGAACGAGGACAUGGCCAAGGUGGAGGUGACCGUGCUCUGCCUCAUCCUCUUCCUCGCCCUGAGCGGCAACCUGUGCGUGCUGCUGGCCAUCCACACCACCCGGCAGAAGCACUCCCGCAUGUACUUCUUCAUGAAGCACCUGAGCAUCGCCGACCUGGUGGUGGCCGUCUUCCAGGUCCUGCCCCAGCUCAUAUGGGACAUCACCUUCAGGUUCUACGGCCCCGACUUCCUUUGCCGGCUGAUCAAGUACUUGCAGGUGGUGGGGAUGUUCGCCUCCACCUACAUGCUCCUGCUGAUGUCCCUGGACCGCUGCUUGGCCAUCUGUCAGCCGCUGCGGUCCCUGCACAGGCGGGCGGACCGGGUCUCCGUCCUGCUCACAUGGCUGCUGUGCCUGCUGGUCAGCAUCCCCCAGAUCCACAUCUUUUCCCUGCGGGAUGUGGGGAACGGAGUGUAUGACUGCUGGGCGGACUUCAUCCAGCCGUGGGGACCCAAAGCCUAUGUCACCUGGAUAACCCUCAUGGUCUACAUCAUCCCAGUGUUGAUGCUGAGCGUCUGCUACGGCCUCAUCAGCUUCAAAAUCUGGCAGAACGUGAAGCUGAAGACGGCCCACGGGCCCCCCGGGGGGCAGAGCUCCACCGCCCGCGGCGGAGCGGCGUUUGCCAGGGUCAGCAGCACGCGGCUCAUCUCCAAAGCCAAGAUCCGGACGGUCAAAAUGACCUUCAUCAUCGUGCUGGCGUUCAUCGUGUGCUGGACGCCCUUCUUCUUCGUGCAGAUGUGGUCGGUGUGGGACACCAACGCUCCGCAGGAAGCCUCCCCCUUCAUCAUCGCCAUGCUGCUGGCCAGCCUCAACAGCUGCUGCAACCCCUGGAUCUACAUGCUGUACACGGGGCACCUGUUCCACGACCUGAUGCGGCGCUUCCUCUGCUGCUCCGCGCGGUACCUGAAGGCGCGGCCGGCCUGCGAGCUCAGCGUGGGCAGGAAGAGCCACUCGUCCUCCUUCGUGCUCAGCUGCCGCAGCAGCAGUCAGCGCAGCCUGGCGCAGCCGCCCGCCACGUGAGGGCACACAGGACCAAGCGCUGGGAAACGCCGGGACUGGGAGAGGGGGUGCUGUGUAAAUAGGUGUACAUACGACUGUGUGGGUGAGCACGGGCAGCGCGCGGCGUCAGGCCGGGCAGCGGCAAGGGGGGGCUCCGUGCUCAGGGCUGUGCGGGGCUGAGCGGCACCUGAGCCCAUUCCCACUGGUUGCUUUAAUACAUGGAGAGUCACCGGAGCCCCUCCUGAACUCCGUGUGGAGUGCAGCUGGGACAGUGCAGGGCACAGGGCUGAGGGUGGGGACUGCGGGCCGGCGGGAGCAAUGCCAGCACGGGAUUAGGGAUCUGUGCAAUAAUUCAUCUGCUGAGUGCGCUCCGGGCUUCUCCUAAGGCAUCUGGGUUACAAUGGGGCUCUGUGGGCUGAGGAGCUGCCGUCGGGUCCGCCGAGGCCAAGCACUUGUUCUGGGUUUGCAGCUGAUAGCGUUUGAUCUUUUCCACCAAUGCAACCUUCUUGCUUUGUAGCGCACAAAGUCAUGCUCACGGCAUGGGUUUUUUAACUGUUAAGGAAUACCUGUAAAUAAAACUUUCUGACCGUGUCC